AUGGUGAUGAUUGAUGGCGGGUGGACGGUGAUGAUUGAUGGUGGGUGGACGGUGAUGAUUGAUGGUGGGUUUUUGGCAUGGCAUGGCACAGCACGUCAAAUGGGAAUGUGCAGCUCGUGCUGUGGAUGCCAUGCCGCGCAUGCCAUGGUGUUCCUUGUGAGGAUAGAUGCCCAAGGCUCCUUUCCUCUCAUUGGCUCUUCCCAUCUUCGUCCCAUCCUCUCGUCCUCUCCCCACCUCCCCACCCCCCACGCCACCCACCAGUGGUACUCAACCACGUGGGCUGCCCUCAGGAGCGUCUCCUUCCACCCGCCCUGCGAGGUGGAUUUCAGCCAAUACGAUGCCGACAACUGGCAGCGCUGCUGGCUUGCCAGCCUCCCAGACUUCAACCAAUCGAAUCCCACCAUUGCCGCAGCACUCGUGAGGUCCACAGCCUAUCUCGUGCACACGUUCGCAUUCGACGCCAUACGAGUCGAUGCAGCACACCACAUGCCACCCGAGUUCGUCCGCUCCCUCGCCUCCCACCUCCGAGUGCCAGCCUUUGCAGAACUAUCCAUCCCCUUGCUGCCGCUCCCACACCGUCUGCUGGCAGGGAGAGCGUACACGAACCAUGCUACAGCCGAGCUACAGCAGGCGCUACAGCUGGCCAUGGUGAGGGCUUUCACAGCAUCUGCAGAAGCAGCGUCCAUGGUUGAGCUUGCGAGGGCCAUGACUGCCGUGUUUGAGGGCGCUGGGAACGCGGACUUUCAGGGAAGCUUCCUCGACAACCAUGACUCGCCCCGCUUGCUGGGCUUGCUGCAAGGAGACCAGCAGUUGCUGCGGAAUGCGCUUGCGCUGCUGCUCACCUCCAGAGGCAUCCCGCUCGUCUACUCGGGCACCGAGCAGGCCUUCAUGGAGGGCCUGACCCGCAGAACCGGCGAGUCCCUCUGGCCCUUCCUCAACACACACCACCCUCUCUACGGCUUCCUCGCUGCUGUGAUCCGCUUCCGGCAAAAGCUUAUUGAACAGCAGUCUGUUUCUUCUAAGGUGGGCCUGUGGCAGUACAAGCAGCAGCACAUUCGAUUCGUCUCCACCCGCUUGUUGGUGUUCCAACGCGGGCCAGCGGUCGUUGCGGUUACCAACAGCCCCUGCUGA
Closterium sp. NIES-65 is the source of this 1131-nucleotide messenger RNA. The record is from the annotation of a GenBank genome assembly. Lineage: Eukaryota; Viridiplantae; Streptophyta; Zygnematophyceae; Desmidiales; Closteriaceae.